AUGAUCCUAAGAUUCAUUUCUGGAUUUCUAGGAAGCCCUGUUCUUGCGACUGGAGGAGCCACCAUGGCAGACCUGUGGAACCUAGACGGUGGCUUGAUGAACGGCAUUGCAUUCUGGUCGUACGCUGCGUGUGCUGGACCAGGCAUGGGCCCAUUGCUCUCGGGCUUCGCGGUGCAAGAGAAAGGCUGGCGCUGGAUCAUCUGGCCACUAUUAUGCGGGACAGGGCUUACCUGGCUUAUUAUCUUUUUCUUUUUGCCUGAGACCUAUGGUGAUGCCAUUCUGGCGCGUCGAGCCAUUGAGUUACGGCGCAUGUCGGGGAAUAAGCAUAUUCGCUCUCAUGGAGAAGAGAAAGAUGCUCAGGUUUCGCUGAGUCAACUUGCGAUCAUCACCUUGUACCGCCCUCUUCGAAUGACCUUUACGGAGCCUGUGCUAUUCUUUAGCGACUUGUACAUCGCGUAUGUCUACGGAAUUAUCUACUGCUUCUUCGAAGCAUUUCCAUUGACAUUCCAAGGUCGCCAUCACUUUUCGCUAGGAGAGUCAAGCAGUGCUUAUAUCACUGGUUGGGUUGUGUGUGCUGUUGCUCUAGUGCUGUACUGCUGGUACAAUUUGAAGCUUGUAUUGCCUUGGUUCCGUUCAGGAAAGUGGAAGCCGGAAUAUAGAAUGCAAGCAUGCUUUGUCGGCGGGAUUUUGCUACCUAUUACUUUGUUUUGGUUUGGAUGGACUUCUUUCGAAAGCGUGCCUCCUUACUCCGCAUUGGCUGCAUAUGGUGUUUUCCAGUGUGCCGUGUUUUUGUUGUUUCAAGGAUUCUUAGGUUAUCUUGGAGAGGUGUACCCUUUCUAUACUGCGUCCGCUUUUGCAAGCAAUGGUCUGUUCCGUGCAUUGGCUGGCGGCGCAUUCCCGUUGUUUUCAACACAAAUGUUUAACCGACUAACGAUUCAAGGCGGUUGCAGUCUUCUUGCAGGAUUGGCCAUUCUUUUGAUACCUGUGACACUUACGUUUUACCUCUACGGUCACAGGCUGCGCGAAAAAUCGAAAAUGGCUGGUAUGGUGGGCGCCAAGAAAGAGCCAGAUGAGAGCAUAAGUGUCUGA
Molecule: messenger RNA, 1089 nt
Organism: Malassezia restricta
Lineage: Eukaryota; Fungi; Basidiomycota; Malasseziomycetes; Malasseziales; Malasseziaceae
Product: MFS transporter, DHA1 family, multidrug resistance protein
Exons: 4
Coding region: 1-1089 (362 amino acids)
Biological process (GO): xenobiotic detoxification by transmembrane export across the plasma membrane
Molecular function (GO): fluconazole transmembrane transporter activity
Source: RefSeq, a predicted model, not a curated record